GGUGGGGUAGUGCGCAUGCGCGGUAUCUCUUUGUGGCCCUUGUCUUCUUGAUGCUUGUAUGGUCUUCAUGGACCUUCUUUAGCAAUAAACGCAAGGACAGCAGUGUCAGGCAACGAUAUAACGGUUAGCUUAAAUUAUUUGUUAGGCUGCAUUGUACAAACAUUACUCACUCUACAAAAACUGUCAGACAGGCACAGAUAGCCCAGGGCGUCGACUGGCCUACAGGCAGAGCAUCCCUUCAUCCUUUCAUUGGUAGUUUAGGUUUUCCAGUCUAGCUAGCUAGGGUUAGCCGAGUGGCAGGGAUCCGCAAAAUGUCGGGCUACCAAGGAAAGAAAAACAUUCCUCGAAUUACUAGUGACCGUCUCCUCAUCAAAGGAGCAAAGAUAGUGAACGAUGAUCAGUCCUUCUUAGCUGAUAUCUACAUGGAGGAUGGGGUCAUCAAGCAGCUUGGAGACAACCUCAUCGUUCCCGGGGGAGUUAAGAUCAUAGAGGCUCUUGGGAGAAUGGUGAUGCCCGGAGGUAUUGACGUGCACACCCGAUUCCAGAUGCCUGAUCGAGGCAUGGCUGCGGCAGAUGAUUUUUACCAGGGCACCCGGGCAGCCCUGGCUGGGGGGACAACCACGAUCAUUGACCACGUGGUGCCGGAGCCUGGUGCCAGCCUGGUUGCUGCCUUCAAACAGUGGAGGGAGUGGGCUGAUAGCAAGUCCUGCUGUGACUAUUCUUUGCACGUGGACAUCACAGAGUGGAACAAAGGCACUCAGGAAGAGAUGGAGACCCUAGUGAAGGAUCAUGGUGUCAACUCUUUCCUGGUCUAUUUGGCUUAUAAGGAUGUUUUCCAACUUUCUGACUCUCAGAUCUAUGAAGUGUUCAGUGACAUUAGAGAUCUUGGAGCCAUUGCACAGGUGCAUGCUGAGAAUGGCGACAUCGUUGCAGAGGAACAGAGACGUAUUCUAGAGCUGGGGAUCACUGGCCCUGAAGGUCACGUGCUUAGCCGCCCAGAGGAGGUGGAGGCCGAGGCAGUCAAUCGCUCUAUCACCAUAGCCAAUCAGACCAACUGUCCCCUCUACAUCACCAAGGUGAUGAGCAAGAGUGCUGCUGAUGUCAUUGCCCUGGCCAGGAAAAGGGGUGCUGUGGUUUAUGGAGAGCCCAUAUCAGCCAGCUUGGGCACAGAUGGUACCCAUUACUGGAGCAAGAAUUGGGCCAAGGCUGCAGCCUAUGUCACGUCUCCACCUCUCAGCCCUGAUCCCACCACCCCUGACUAUCUCAACUCUCUGUUGUCAUGUGGGGACUUGCAGGUGACUGGCAGUGCUCACUGCACUUUCCUCACUUCUCAGCGUGCAGUAGGAAAAGACAACUUCACCUUAAUCCCAGAGGGCACCAAUGGCACUGAGGAGAGGAUGUCCCUAAUCUGGGACAAAUGUGUGGUCACUGGCAAAAUGGAUGAGAACCAGUUUGUGGCAGUGACCAGCACAAACGCAGCCAAGAUCUUCAACCUGUACCCCCGCAAGGGCCGCAUCGCUGUGGGCUCCGAUGCCGACCUUGUGCUGUGGGACCCAGAUGUCACUAAGAUCAUCUCAGCUAAGAGCCACAACCUGGCUGUGGAGUAUAACAUCUUUGAGGGCACAGAAGUGCGUGGAGGUCCUCUGGUGGUGAUCAGCCAGGGCAAAAUUGUGUUGGAGGAAGGCAGCCUUCACACCACCGAGGGCUGUGGGCGCUACAUCAGCCGUAAACCCUUCCCUGACCACGUGUACAAGAGGAUAAAGGCUCGCAGCAGGCUCACAGAGUUGCGAGGAGUCCCCAGGGGCCAGUAUGAUGGGCCGGUGUGUGAGGUGACUGUGACUCCCAAGGUGAUGUCCACAGUCUCCUCACUGAAGACUUCCCCUGCUAAGCAGCAGCAGCAGCAAGUGCGCAACCUUCACCAGUCUGGCUUCAGUCUGUCUGGUGCCCAAAUUGAUGACAACGUUCCCCGUCGCACCACCCAGCGUAUUGUUGCCCCCCCUGGUGGAAAAGCCAAUAUCACCAGCCUUGGCUAAGCGCUUCUCAACUGAGCUGGGGUGCAGGGCAACAGGGGGCUGAGGCCAUUCUUACUACUGUCACAUCACAUCUGGUCACCUCUGACUCCUAUCGCACCCUACGCAAAAACAUUGCAUCCACUCUUAUUCACACACGACCACUAUGACAUGUCAUGCAAAAAAAAGUGAAUACUAAUCCAUUUUGUUUCCUUUCCUUCUAUAUUCUGUUGUCAAAGAAGGAUCUAGUGAAUUGAGGCAUCUUUUUUUAUUUGCUCUUUUUAAGCUCAGUUUGAUUAUUGAUUAAAUCAGUUUGUUUACAUUUUUUAAAAUAAUUUUGCAGUACAUCUUUGUUGGCCUCUUGAGAAAGUGGCCAGCCAGUUUCAUGAUCGGGCAUUUUAGAAAUGGCACGUUUACAUUUUUUCUUCUUGCGCUUUAUUUCUCAGUAUGAGUUAGUGUGUGCUGGUGGUUGUGCUACACUACCACCUUUAGUUGAGUCUCCACUGUUCACGUUGUAAGACAGUUUUACUGUAACAUUGCUGUUUUAGUACACAGUGUCAGUUCUAAGCAUGAAAGAUUAGACUGUAGGAUAUGGUUGCACCAUCUAUUAACACCUUUUCAUUUUAUCUGAAAUCUGCAGUAUUUGAUGUUGGUGUACGUCUUGUAUGCAGCUGCACAAUUCACCGUGGUCUUCCUUUUUAUGUUACAGUUGCACUUUCUGCAUUUUUUAAAAGUGAUAUUUUGUUUUUAUCGAGUCAUUUUGCAAAUUUCUGACACUGAAAUUGCUGACUGCACUGAAGGGAAGAUGAAGGGUAUUUUAGGGUUAAACCACUCAUUCAACAUCUCCCUGAUUAUUGGCGGUAGAAACGGUUUCCAUCGUGUCAUCAUUUUGUUUUUUCCUCAUGUUUGGUUAUAAGGUCAUCAAAACCACAAACUUCCAAUGAGCAGAGUGAUGUUGAUACUACAAAGAAGCUAGAUGGGAGGUUUGCAACAGCCUCUCUGCACCUGCUGGUGUGUGUCCACACAGCAGUCGUGUAAGCUUUGUAAUAACAGCAGCCAGGGUGGAGUCACCUUUUACCCAGCUCUAAGAGAAUUUGUUUUGCACCUGUAUCAAUUCAGAUGGUAAAACUUUGUGUGAGCUCGCACAUUUUAAUUUGUGUUUGGAUACGGCUGUAUAUUUUAGGAUAUUUGUUGAGUUGAGCUACUUGCCUGCCUGUUCUCUAAGAUAUUGAUAGCACACUGUAUCUAUGAAGGCUCUCUGAAGAAGUGAAAUCCUGAUCUUUGAGACCUGAUGGAAAAAAAACCUUCAGUAUGUAUAUGAAAUCUCGUCACAGUGUGCUGAUGAUGUGUCCACUGUUCUCGGUGUUAGUGUUGUGAAUGAAUUAGCAGAUAACCACUUAUCUUACCUGUACCAGCCCCAGCGUAUCUCUCCAGGUACUGACUGUAUUUGCCCGACCACAGCAGGUUGUAGGCAACACAGCACUGUACAACCACACUCUGUAACACACUUUGUUAUUUCUUCCUCAUUGCCUUGUCAAGUGUAAGUUUGGUAUGCCAAGAUAUAAUGUGAAGUGAUUUAUAUAUGAGGAAGUUUCAUGGUAAUGGUUAUUGAAUGGUGUAAUGUUGCUCUCCAAACAAGUAUGAUGUGCUCUCGGUCAUGUGUGUUUUGUAUGCUGCCAGGGUUUUGGGGGAAUUCAUCAGUCCUGUCAGCAUUUGACUAUCUGUGUUGACCAGUGGAUUAAAAUAACAAAAAUGAAA
Molecule: messenger RNA, 3767 nt
Organism: Monopterus albus (swamp eel)
Lineage: Eukaryota; Metazoa; Chordata; Actinopteri; Synbranchiformes; Synbranchidae
Gene: dpysl2a
Product: dihydropyrimidinase like 2a
Exons: 15
Coding region: 312-2033 (573 amino acids)
Cellular component (GO): cytoplasm; cytosol
Molecular function (GO): hydrolase activity, acting on carbon-nitrogen (but not peptide) bonds, in cyclic amides
Source: RefSeq, a predicted model, not a curated record